This is a messenger RNA of Limulus polyphemus (Atlantic horseshoe crab), 845 nucleotides long. RefSeq names its product protein unc-79 homolog. Gene Ontology annotation, molecular function: protein binding. Lineage: Eukaryota; Metazoa; Arthropoda; Merostomata; Xiphosura; Limulidae. The transcript has 7 exons. The annotation marks the transcript as partial. The record is from RefSeq and is a predicted model, not a curated record.
GUUUUCAGGAACGAGACAAACAGAUGAUGACAAGAACGACUGUAUUUGAACUUGUCCAGGCUCUCAAGUUUAAGUCCACCAUUCCAGAUGAGAAUCUACUCAUGCUAGUACAGUUUGUUCUACAAGAUGUUGGUGGGUCACUGGGGUCAUCAGUUAUGUUAGGAGACUUUGUCCAUCCUUCAGAAAUACCCAGUUUGUACUCAACUGCUGCCAGUGAGUGUAUGAGGCAGAACUUACACGAUGCUUUAGAGUUUAUCACAGAUGUCCACACUUUAAGUAAAAUUAAGAGUAGUCUUCAUGGAACUUCAGCCCGUCUAAAUGAAGAAACAUUAGGUGGACAACUUAAAGCAGGUAUCGCUCAGUACCUUGCCAUUGAAAUAUCGAAAGGUAAUGGCCGUGACAACCGAGCCAUUGCAAAAUACCUACCCUGGUUGUACAACCCACCAUCAACUUUACAGCAAGGGCCCAAGGAGUUCAUAGACUGUGUGGCUCACAUCCGUCUACUUUCAUGGCUGCUGCUUGGUUCUCUAAUGCAUAGCACACUUUUACAUAGUACAACAAAUUUGGUUUGUCAGCCUGUUCCACUUGAAGCUAACUGUCAUAUUGCUGAACACAUUCAAGUUAUCUUAGCAGGAUUUGCAGAACAAUCUAAGGCUUCUGUCUUGCACAUGUCAUCAUUGUUUCAUGGAUUUAUCUUAUGUCAGCUCUGGACAAUGUACUGUGAACACAUGGUUUCAUUAAACCCACCUGGAAGUGAACAGAACACUCAGUGCUCUCUAACUCUUGCCGACUUCUGGGCCAAGGUAACGCCAGGCAUCCUGCAGCUAGUAUGUCACUCCAAAGUG